Messenger RNA from Colletotrichum graminicola M1.001, 1953 nucleotides. RefSeq lists its product as uncharacterized. Bases 1 to 1953 code for a protein of 650 amino acids. NCBI's taxonomy places the organism in Eukaryota, Fungi, Ascomycota, Sordariomycetes, Glomerellales, Glomerellaceae. Gene Ontology annotation, biological process: SCF-dependent proteasomal ubiquitin-dependent protein catabolic process. The transcript has 3 exons. The record is from RefSeq and is a predicted model, not a curated record. Gene Ontology annotation, cellular component: SCF ubiquitin ligase complex.
AUGGUGCGCCCGACUCGUCAGCGGGCUCAGGCUCAGGCCCAAGGCCAGAAUCAGAACCAAGCACAGCCUGCCCAGCAAACCCAAGAUUCUCAGCAAGAUCAAGCUGCUCCGCAGACCCAGGCGCAGGGCGCUAAUCGCCCCGCCCGCCAUAUCUCGGGACCGCAAUCUGCUUUGACAGACUACCUUGCUUCCCACAACAUCUCUGCAAACCAGAUCCGUCGCAACGCUGACCAGCGUCGUGCUGCUGCCGCCCGAAGCCUCGAGGCCCAGGGUGGCAACAAUGCUGAAGAUGGAGAGGAGGCAGCCGGUCCUUCGACCGAGCCCACCGAGACAACUGAGAGCGCUCGCAAUGAGACUUCAGCCGAGAGAGAUAAACGCAAGAGGAAGGAGCAGCAGGCGCUAGCGAAGAUCAAGGCGUCCAAGUCAUUCAAGAAGCGGAAGCGCCAUGCUGAGCACUUCACUGGCGUUUCCGAGGACGACGACGACUUUGCCCGCACCAUCUUCAACCAGCGGGAAAAGCCUAUGCCUGGCCAGAUGGACAACUGCGCCAUCUGCAAGAAACGCUUCACUGUUACGGCCUACUCGCUUACUGGGCCUGAAGGCGGUCUUCUUUGCGCUCAGUGCAGCAAGGAUCAUGCUGCAAAGAAGGGGAAAGGUGCGAAGAAGCCUCGGAAGUCACUUGGCGGCCAGGGCAGCCGUCGCAAGGUGCAGAGUAACAUCCUCGACGGCACCUACCAGACUGGAGCCAAGGAUUUGACCACACUUUGCAUUGAGACGCUUGCCAAAAACGUCGACCUUGCCGACAGCUUGGGUGAUCUGCCGGAUAAGGUUGUCGACAAGAUUGCUCGGCUCUUUUCCAAGCGUCGACUGCUCACUCCGGAGACGCUUCCACUGUUCGUGCAGCCCUCGACCUUGACUGUCAAGAUCUAUGACGGCGCCAAGCUGGGUCCAAAUGACUUUGAGGGCAUAUUCCAGACCGCCAGCGGUCUUCAGCAUUUCAAGGCCCGCAACGCCAUCCAAUUCAAGGACGAGGUCAUGGACUAUCUCUUGACACGCGACACCAAGAUUCUGUCCUUCAACAUCCACGGGGCAAACUUGCUCAGCGAUAGUAGCUGGUCUAUGUUCAUCUCAACAAAAGGUGCGGACCUGGAAGCCAUUCAAGUCUACUACACGGAUAGACAUUUUGGGGACGAGAUACUUAACCAGCUUUCGAUUAACUGCCCAAAGCUGAACCGUCUUAAAGUCUAUCACAACCAGAAGGUCACGAACAUCGGCGUUAGAGCAAUUGGUGACAUCAAGACUCUGAAGCACCUUGGCCUUCAUUUACAGCAUGACAUCAGUCCCAAGAGCCUGUCCCACAUGAUAUGUGGUGCGGGACAGUUAUUGGAGACGCUUUCCCUGAGAAAGAUGCCCAAGUCCAACGACGAGGUUUUGACUGCCAUCAAGAACACCUGCCGAUCCCUCAGAAAGCUACGCAUCACCGACAGCGAGGACAUGACAGACGAAGGUUUUGUCGACUUGUUCACCGACUGGGAAAACCCUGCCAUCGAUGUCAUUGACUUCCAGAAGUGCCGACAUCUUGAGUCCACCAACCCUCGCAACAACCCAGACGGGGUCGGUCUCUGCUCUGACGGUUUCCGUGCCCUUAUGAAGCACUCGGGCGGCAAGCUCAAGAAUCUCAACAUUCACGCGUGUCGCCACAUCAGGCGCGACGCCUUCGAGGACGUCUUUUCCAAGGACGAUCAGUAUCCUCAUCUCGUUAAGCUCGAGAUCAGUUUCAUUGAAGACGUUGACGACUUCGUCCUUGGCCGUAUCUUCCGGAGCUGUCCCAACGUUCGCGAGAUCAACGUCUUCGGCUGCAUGAAGGUCAAAGACGUCAAGGUGCCAAAAGGCAAGGUCCUUGUCGGAGUCCCCAACGCCAUUGGAAUGGUAAUUGAGGGCCAAGAUGAUUAG